This is a messenger RNA of Histoplasma mississippiense, 1062 nucleotides long. RefSeq lists its product as hypothetical. The transcript has 5 exons. Gene Ontology annotation, molecular function: hydroxypyruvate reductase [NAD(P)H] activity; NAD binding; glyoxylate reductase (NADPH) activity. NCBI's taxonomy places the organism in Eukaryota, Fungi, Ascomycota, Eurotiomycetes, Onygenales, Ajellomycetaceae. Gene Ontology annotation, cellular component: cytosol. The record is from RefSeq and is a predicted model, not a curated record. The coding region runs from base 1 to 1062 and encodes 353 amino acids.
AUGGGUUCCAACAGCAAGCCGAAGGCGCUGCUUCUGGGAAAGAUAGACCAGAAUAUGCUGAUAGGGUUUAUUUCAUGUUUAUCUCUCCAAAGUGCCCAUUCAGCUUGGGCCAGUCUGGCAGAUAUUGCAGAUCUUGUUGAAACAAAGGCCACUAAUCGUGCCGAAUUCAUUCAGGAGUGCCUCACUGGCAAGCUCGAUGGCGUCCUCGUGGCUUAUCGGACUUUUGAGUCAUCAAGCGUCACAGGCCUCGUCGAUGAGGAAUUGGUCAACGUGCUGCCGAAUUCAUUGAGAUAUCUUGCACAUUGCGGAGCUGGAUAUGACCAAAUCGACGUUGAUGCCUGUAGCGCGCGCUCGCCACCGGUGCUAGUCUCCAAUGUUCCAACAGCCGUCAACGACGCAACCGCAGAUGUUAAUAUGUUCUUGAUAAUUGGGGCACUGCGCAACUUUAACACAAGCAUACUGGCCCUGCGAGAAGGGAAAUGGAAAGGCCAACCGCCUCCAAAGCUGGGCCAUGACCCUCAAGGGAAAGUCCUUGGAAUCCUGGGCAUGGGGGGAAUCGGUCGGAAUUUGAAAAAGAAGGCGGAAGCCUUUGGACUGGAGAUUAUCUACCAUAACCGCAGAAAACUGAGUGAUGAGCUUGCCGACGGUGCGGAAUAUGUAUCCUUUGAUGAAUUAUUGGGGAGGAGCGAUGUGAUUAGUUUAAAUUUACCAUUGAAUAAAAGCACGCGGCACAUAAUCAGCCAUGCCGAAUUCGCCAAGAUGAAACAAGGCGUGGUCGUUGUAAACCCCGCCCGCGGCGCUGUCAUCGAUGAAGAUGCCAUGGUCCAAGCGCUGGACAGUGGCAAAGUGCUAUCUGUCGGCCUAGAUGUGUUCGAAGACGAGCCCAAUGUGCACCCGGGCCUCUUGCGCAACCCGAAUGUCAUGCUAGUGCCGCAUAUGGGCACCUACACUACCCAAACAGCCAUGGAAGAAUGGGCGAUCGACAAUGUGCGCCAGGCCAUUGAAAAGGGCAAGUUGAAAUCUCCCGUUCCCGAACAGGGAGAGAUGUCGCGGGUAUCGUGA